Messenger RNA from Leptopilina heterotoma, 1027 nucleotides. RefSeq names its product 39S ribosomal protein L28, mitochondrial (gene mRpL28). NCBI's taxonomy places the organism in Eukaryota, Metazoa, Arthropoda, Insecta, Hymenoptera, Figitidae. Bases 119 to 952 code for a protein of 277 amino acids. Gene Ontology annotation, cellular component: mitochondrial large ribosomal subunit. Gene Ontology annotation, molecular function: structural constituent of ribosome. The record is from RefSeq and is a predicted model, not a curated record. The transcript is spliced from 6 exons.
AUAAAAACAAUAAUAUAUAUGUCUGCUAUAGUUAAAUAUCGUAAAUAGUAAUAAUAAUAAUCUAAAAAAUGUGUUAAUUUUUCAAUAAAAAAGAAUAGAAAUAGGAUAAAAUUUAAUAAUGGCAUCGCAAGUUAGAAAUCACGCGGAACUGGGAAAGACUCUGUAUCGUUUUCGAGAACCAAAUAGAUGGCAAAAAGGAUUAGGAGUUUAUUUGCCAAAAGAGUAUAAGAAAUUCUUUAACGAAUGGAAAUUAAAGAAACCACAACCAAUUCAUUAUAUACCAAGAGAGGGACGAUAUUAUCGCGAUGAAAAGUCUGGAUUAAUACAACCUGUGCAGAAUGUUCCAAUUCCAUUGAAAUUCCCAAAGGAAUUUGACGAAUGUCUUUUAGGUGGCGAGGGCUUAAUACAGGGAUUUACGAAAAAAGCCAAUUACAAUAGAAGAGUUCCACGAUUUUGGUUUCCACGAUUAAUGUCCUCAGUUGUUUACAGUCAAGUCUUGGAUUUAUAUUUAAAAGUCAUUGUCACUCCAAGGGCUCUCGAAUUAAUUCACAGCAAUUACGGUUUGGAUCAUUAUAUUUUGAAGACAAGCGCUUGUGAUAUAAGAUCUUUGAUUGGAAUUAAACUGAAGAGAAAUAUUCUUUUGGCUCUUUCUAACAAAACUCUCUAUCCAGACGAUCCAGUGAAACGGGAAGAGAUUUAUGAAACGUAUAAAAAGUAUCUGGACAGUUACACGGAGAAGGAAAUUGAAUGGUACGGUUUGACAUACAAGGAGGCUAGUUUAAAAUUAAAAGCUGAAAUGGAAGCAAAUAAUGUAAUAGAGCCAUUGAAAAUUGGAUUUAGAAAAAAUGUAAUCGAUCAAUUGAAAGCUACAACAGAGGCAAACGAAGAAUUAGAGGAAGAAAAAAGUUUACUCACCAAAAUAAAGGAGUUGAAUCCAUUUAUUAAAGAUUAAGAUAAACACAUAGUCUACGAAAAUUUUGUAAUAAAUUGAAAAAUAAAAUUGUUAUUCAUUUUUUUAUUUAAGAAA